Messenger RNA from Epinephelus moara (kelp grouper), 1447 nucleotides. Its product is annotated as major histocompatibility complex class I-related gene protein-like. The record is from RefSeq and is a predicted model, not a curated record. The coding region runs from base 193 to 876 and encodes 227 amino acids. The transcript is spliced from 6 exons. Gene Ontology annotation, cellular component: external side of plasma membrane. NCBI's taxonomy places the organism in Eukaryota, Metazoa, Chordata, Actinopteri, Perciformes, Serranidae. Gene Ontology annotation, biological process: immune response.
CAAAAUACGACUGGGUGAAAACAGCAUUAGAAAACAAUCCACAGCAGUUGGAGUGGUACACUCUACACUGUUUUGAGAACCUGCCACAUACUUACAAAGCCAGGAUGGACAACUUGAAGCAGCGCUUCAACCAAAGUGGAGAGGCUGAGUGGCUGUGAGUGGGAUGAUGAGACUGGAGAGGUUAAGGGUUUUAUGCAGUAUGGUUAUGAUGGAGAAGACCUCAUAUCAUUGGACCUGAAGACACUGACAUGGAUCGCUCUGAAACCACAGGCUGUCGUCACCAAACUGAGAUGGGAUGCUGACACAGUCAGACUAAAAGACCAUGAAAACUACUUAACUCAUGUUUGUCCUGAGUGGCUGAAGGUUUAUGUGGCCUUUGGAAAGAGCUCUCUGCAGAGAAAAGACCUUCCCUCAGUUUCUCUCCUCCAGAAAUCUCCCUCCUCUCCACUCAGCUGCCAUGCUACAGGUUUCUACCCUGACAGAGCCAUGAUGUUCUGGAGGAAAGAUGGAGAGGAGAUUCAUGAGGACGUGGAGCUCGGAGAGAUCCUCCCCAACCACGAUGGAUCCUUCCAGAUGAGUGUUGACCUGAACCUUUCAUCAGUCCCACCUGAAGACUGGAGGAGGUACGACUGUGUGUUUCAUCUCUCUGGUGUGAAGGACCACAUCGUCACCACACUGGACAAAGCAGUGAUCAGGACCAACAUGGAGAAGCCCAGUGACAUGACCGUCCCCAUCACUGCUGCAGUGAUUGAUCUUGCUCUCAUCCUCAUCGCUGCCACUGGAUUCGUCAUUUACAAAAAGAAGACAGCCAAACUUCCCCCAUCUCCUCCUGAUAGCAGCUCUGAGCGCUCUGGGAAACCCAGUCUAGAAACCUGACUGACUGAUUAUAUUGUAAUAUUUUAUGGCUUCAGAACAAAUGAAUUGCAGGUUUCUGUAAACAUGUAGAGACUGAAUGCAGUGCUGAAACCUCACCUCUUGUGGUGGAUUAGACAGGACAUUCUGUGAACAUUCAUGAAAAGUUUACCACAGGGGUUGCUAACUAGUAGCUACUGGUAAGACUGGAGGAACCACAUAGACAGUGAUGGUGGUUGGACAGCUGAGCGGACCACAGCAGUCAUGAAGUUAUUAAGUCAGUUGGGCCAGCUACUGUAGUUUAGCCUGAGCAGAUAUGAUGGAGAUAAGGCAGCAGAGUUUCAGCUCUUUGCUUGGGUGAGUGAAGGAUUUAAAGGCAGCUUAAAGAUUCGUUAGGGCAGAGUCAGAGAAUGGUGUCGCCUGUCAGAGGGCUCAGGUUUAUAACGCCACAGCUAACCUAGGACCUAAUGAAAGGUCAAACAUGAAUACUGGGCUUCUAUAGGAAUCCACACAACCUUUGGCACGUUUUACUGUGUACUGAUAACCAUGCUCUUUAUUUUGGUGCUGAUGUUUUGUUUUUCAAUAAAGUCCCCAA